AUUUUUAUUAUAUUCAGGCAUUUGGUAGGAACCUAAAUCCGCGUGCGUCUACAAGGUUGAGGACCCAAAAUGUCUAUGCUAGCUGAACCCCGAAGGAAGCAAAAGUGGUCGGUUGACCCCCGAAACAGCACCUGGAGCAAAGAUGACUCUAAAUUUGGCCAGAAGAUGCUGGAGCGGAUGGGUUGGUCCAAGGGCAAGGGACUGGGAAGGAGUGAGCAGGGUUCUACAGAACAUAUCAAAGUAAAACUUAAAAACAACAACCAUGGGCUCGGAGCCAGUGCAAGUCAUGAGGAUAACUGGAUCGCUCACCAAGAUGACUUCAACGAACUUCUUGCUCAGUUGAACAGCCACCAUGGUCAAACCCCCAGCAGCGAAGCUCCAUCCGAAGAGAAAAAGAGUUUCAGCUUAGAAGAGAAAUCCAAGACUUCUAAAAAGAGAGUCCACUACAUGAAAUUUACCAAAGGAAAAGAUCUGUCCUCCCGAAGUGAAACAGACCUUAACUGUAUCUUUGGGAAGAGGUCGAGACUGGAAAAAGAUCAAGAGCAGGAGAGCAGCAGCAGUGCCUCCCAAAGUGAAAUUGAGGAAAAUGGGACGUCAAGUGCCGUGGAGCUGGACACAGAGUCCAUCACCAAGACGGUGACCAGUACUCUCACCAUGCAGGAGUACUUUGCCCAGCGAAUGGCUCAGCUGAAGAAGAAUCGUGGAAACCACAGCGCAGUACUUCCAGCGAACUCUGAGACUCAGGAAGAGCUUACUGCAGGCCACACCGACGAUGCAGCAGAAGAGCCCAAAAAGAAAAAGAAGAAGAAAAAGAAGAAUAAGGAGCUUGUUGAGGAGGUGGUAGACGAGGAGAGCAGCUCAUCUGUCGUCAUUAAGGACAAAGAAAACCAGGAGAGAAAGGGUUCAAGGAAGAGAAAGACAGAAGGUCUAAAUGACACAGAUGAAAAGGACGGCUCCGCAGAUGUAGAGUUAAACUCAGAACACCUGUCUUCUUCUAAGAAAAAAAAGUCAAAAAAGAACAAAAAAGAGGAGCCGAUAAAUAGUUGUGAUUCCCCUGAAAGUGUGGAGAUCGUACAAACGAAGGAACAGGACUGUUUAGUUAUAGAGAGUGAGGCGGAGCAGGUGGAGAAAAAAUCCAAAAAGAAGAAAAGAAAGAGGCAAAAUCAAGAUUAGGAGGAUGAAGAUAAAAUGAGACAUUCUUCACCUUCAAUGUUUAUUCCUGUUUCCACAUGUAUGCAGCAAAUACAUUAAGAGAAAUCCUGUCAAUCAGGAGUUUAUGGCUAAUAUGAUAUGAUCUCAAAUAUAAAUGCAUCAAUCUGUCGUUUUUU
This is a messenger RNA of Oryzias melastigma (Indian medaka), 1328 nucleotides long. RefSeq names its product PIN2 (TERF1) interacting telomerase inhibitor 1 (gene pinx1). The record is from RefSeq and is a predicted model, not a curated record. Gene Ontology annotation, cellular component: nucleolus. Gene Ontology annotation, biological process: regulation of ribosome biogenesis. The transcript has 7 exons. Bases 70 to 1173 code for a protein of 367 amino acids. Gene Ontology annotation, molecular function: nucleic acid binding; telomerase inhibitor activity. NCBI's taxonomy places the organism in Eukaryota, Metazoa, Chordata, Actinopteri, Beloniformes, Adrianichthyidae.